AUGGUGUCCAUGGAGACCAAGGGCUAUACUGACCUCCUGGAGACCAGCGAUGGGCAGGGGUCGGGACUUUUGGAGAGAGGGGACGUGUCGGGGACUGAGGAGGGCUGGAGCGUCCCCUUACCCCUGGGCUUCCAGGUGUCCCUCACCACCGUGCUGAUGCUGGAGCUGGUGCUCGGCUUCAGCAGCAACCUGACCGUGCUGGUGCUCUACUGCGCCCAGUCCAACCUGGUUGACUCAGUCAGCAACAUGGUUACAGUCAGCUUGCACGUGCUGGACAUCCUGGUGUGUGUGCUGUGUCUGCCGCUGACCGUGGCGAUCAUCCUGCUCCCAGUGGACGGUAGUGGCGGGGGCAGCCUGGCUACGCUGUGCUGCUUCCAUGAGGCCUGCGUAACCUUCACCAGUGUGGCCACGGCCAUCAAUGUGCUGGUCAUCAGCCUGGACCGCUACGACAUCACCGUCCGUCCAGCCACGCGGCUGCUGACUCCGCGACGUGCUGCACUCCUCCUGGCUGCCGUUUGGGCCAUAUCACUGGCCGUCUUCUUCCUGCCCUUCCUGGAGGGGGACUUCUUCUCAAUAGGGUCUGACGCAGAGGACAGCGAGAUUGGAGGAGGGUGGCAGAACCGGACACUGCUAUGUGUGGGUGGGCAGGGCUACCACACGGGCCUGGCCAUGUACUACCACCUCCUCCUGCAGGUGCCCUGCUUCUUCAUCGCCGUGGUCGUCAUGUUGUUCACAUACUCCCGCAUCCUGCAGGCCCUCAACAUCCGCAUCGGCACCCACAUCAAGAGGGGCCCACGGGCCUCCAAUAAGGACUCAGGCUGCAGGAUCCGCAGGCGGAGACAAAGGAGGAAGGAGCUGACGACUCCUAACCCCACUGACGGCAUCUCCCCCCCACCGGCGGCGGCGGCAGACCGCCCAGGCGUCCAGGCUUCUGUGUCAGCCAUCAUCGCCCUGAGGAGGGCCGUGAGGCGCCACCGGGACCGGCGGGAGCGCCAGCGGAGAGUCUUCAAGAUGUCCCUGAUCAUCAUCUCUUCUUUCCUGGGCUGCUGGGCUCCUCUGUCCAUGGUGAACGUGUUGAUACUGUGUCUGGGCCCCAGCGAUGGCCUGGUACGUGUGAGGCUCUGCUUCCUGGCCAUGGCAUACGGCACCACCAUCUUCCACCCGCUACUCUAUGCCUUCACCAGGCAGAAGCUGCGUAAAGCGCUGAAGACCCAUGUCAAGAAGAGGGUGGUGUCCCUGCUGCAGGUGGACCCGGCGCCCAACGGGGGAACUGUUAUUCACAACUCCUGGGUGCAGGGGGGUGGACAGAGGAAGGGACGCAAGCCCCGACUGGAGGGCAGUGACGCCACCAGUAACUGCCUAACAGUGGCUGUGAGAGAAUGA
Molecule: messenger RNA, 1383 nt
Organism: Salvelinus namaycush (lake trout)
Lineage: Eukaryota; Metazoa; Chordata; Actinopteri; Salmoniformes; Salmonidae
Product: G-protein coupled receptor 22-like
Exons: 3
Coding region: 1-1383 (460 amino acids)
Biological process (GO): G protein-coupled receptor signaling pathway
Cellular component (GO): membrane
Molecular function (GO): peptide binding; G protein-coupled receptor activity
Source: RefSeq, a predicted model, not a curated record